AAAAAACUAAAAAUUUCUUUCAAGAAAAGAAGGUAAAAAGAUAAAAGAAAAAGUAACAACUAUCAACUGGGCUUUGGACUGUCCAUCUCCAUCAUAAUCAGCGACAGUCAAACUUUCAACUCAAAAUGAAUGGCCUUGAUUACAUAGAUCAGAUAUAACUGGCCGUUGCCUAUUCCAACGAAGGAAAAGCCAGCCGCGAAACUCAUUUCUCUUAGCACCAAGUCACCAACUUGCUCACCAAAAUUCGGAGCUCUGGCUACUCCAGUUAAAAGAAGACUCUUUUCUGAUCAAUCUGUAAGAUGGGAACUGUAGACGAAGUUGCGGAAAUUGAUAACUUAGAAAGGGGUUUAUUAUCAGAAUCAUGUGGUGGUAAUGAAAAAAGCGAAGGAACUGAUGAUGACACUGUGCUGUAUACGGCGUCGUUCCGAGAAAUGGAAGAGAAAUUUGUCAAGUAUCAAACAGCUCAAUGGGUUAUCUACUCUUUGCUUCUAAUAUUAGCUUGGGGAAUGGGGUUGUUUAUGCUUCUCUAUUUGCCAGUCAGGAGAUAUAUUUUAAGGAAAGAUAUUCAAUCGAGGAAGCUCUUUCUCACUCCUAAUGCCAUUGUUUACAAAGUUACGAAACCAGUUGCAUUUCCAUGUUUUGGGGUGUUACAUAAAGAGAAGCAUGUUUUGUUACCUUCAGUUGCUGACAUCAUAAUUGAACAAGGAUAUUUGCAGUCUCUUUUUGGUGUCUACUCUGUGAGAAUUGAGAAUGCUGGUGUAAGAAGGCCACCUAGUGAUGAUGUUCAAAUUCAAGGGAUUGCAAAUCCAAGAGCUUUCAAGAAGGCGGUCUUGACACAGUUAUCACAUAUUAAAAGUGAGAUUGUAUCUAGACAAGUCUCCACAAUUGAAGACAUUCCCAGUUUGAGGCUAGGCCAUUCUUCGUCUCCUUGGAUGUCCCCAAUGAAACCUCAGAGGCAUGAUUUAAUUCCUGGUUCAGGGGACCUGGUACUACUACAAAAACUAGAGGAAGUUGGAAACUCUGUGAAGAGGGUUCAAACUUUAAUUGAGGAGAAACACCACUCCCAAUCAUCGGAACUCAUGGGUUAAGGUCUGUUAUGCAGGAUACCAUGCUGAGGCACAUAAACAGAACAAGGCAAUUUUUCUGAAGCUGCAAUGGACUAGACAUAUUCAUUCUUCUUGGGUUGCCAUUCCAAGCGUGAUAUGAUCACUUUAUGUGGUGGUGUGCGUUAACAAGUUUUAAGUUAAAGUGAGGCGUGUUGCACUCAUCUGAAUUUAAUUCUUUGGAGAUCAGAGCUGGCUGUAUUCACCACUAUAGAUUGUUUCAUCCAUUACGUUGGUUUUGUCUGUCGUGCUGGCUCAUAAUUUCACUUCAGUGCUUGACUAUGGCCUUCUGGUUCCUGUCUCCAAACUCCCUUAGCAUGUUAGUUCCACUCACAAUUUCUUAAGAAUUUUAUGCUUAUGAAUUGGAUCA
This is a messenger RNA of Ricinus communis (castor bean), 1473 nucleotides long. RefSeq lists its product as uncharacterized. The transcript is spliced from 8 exons. Lineage: Eukaryota; Viridiplantae; Streptophyta; Magnoliopsida; Malpighiales; Euphorbiaceae. The coding region runs from base 300 to 1088 and encodes 262 amino acids. The record is from RefSeq and is a predicted model, not a curated record.